This is a messenger RNA of Tuber melanosporum (Perigord truffle), 2301 nucleotides long. RefSeq lists its product as uncharacterized. Lineage: Eukaryota; Fungi; Ascomycota; Pezizomycetes; Pezizales; Tuberaceae. Gene Ontology annotation, molecular function: protein binding; DNA binding. The transcript has 4 exons. The record is from RefSeq and is a predicted model, not a curated record. Bases 338 to 2041 code for a protein of 567 amino acids.
CUAUAACCUUCAUAACUAUCCUCCCAGUUUUCUUCCCGUGUUUGCCUCCACUUUCCAAUUCUCCUCCCUUCCUCAAACACCCCAUCACAACCAUCCCAUCUCGCUACCGCAGCAACAACCCGCUACUUCCUACCCCCCGCCCUCUCCCAAUACCGGUAGCCCUCGAUUACAACACCCAGCCCACCGGGUGCGUAGCAGUUGAAAUUAAGCUCCCCUCUUCCAACAUCCCACCACAACCACAACCCGUUUUUUUCCCUUCCCUUCCCACUUACAACACCACCACUACCCACAAACCAUAACCGCAACAUAACCCACAACAGUCGCAAGCUCUUCGGCCAUGACAAAGGAUAGCAUCCUUCUAUCGCUCCCCGAAGAGGUCAUCGAAAAUACCCUCAAAUUUAUCCCAGAUGACGACAGUGCUCUACUUGAUAUCAGUUUGGUCUGCAAGAAACUCUAUCGCCUCUCGAACUCUCCAUUAGAAUGGCGGACAAGGUGUCGACGGUUUCGCUACUGGGAGCCUCGGCACGAGUACCAGAAAAAGGUCAAACACCCUCUGCCAGCUGAGGUGGAUUGGAGGUCUUUGUUCGUUGAGAGGAUCUAUUCGUACAAACGCACUACAAUGUUGUUGAAUGAGAUCAUUUCCUCGCCUGUAGAUCGAAUAAACAAAUUCAAUAAAAUCGCGGACAUUGGCUGCGAUGCGAAGGAUUGCUUGGCAGAACACGCAAAUGCUUCUGACGACGUUGAGGACGUUCUAGCUCGGAGAUGGUAUGCAGCUGCCGCCAUCCAUUAUAUCCAUAGGAGACAGGCCAUAAUGGGAUGGAAGAAAUUGGCUUCCGGGGAGGACAUCUCUCUUGAAUAUGCCCUAGGCUGCUUUGAGCUUUUUAUCCUGAAGACACCGGAAGGCGAUAUCGACGACAUCUCAGGGAUACUCGACGAGUUAGCCGCCCGGUUCAGGUCCGAGACCGCCAAUUUUGCGGACAUGUCGACGAAAGCGAAGGCACUUGCUCUGUGUACAUACAUGAAUCGGGAAGGAUUUCGGGGAGCUUCGUACGAGAGUUACCGCGCCCUCAAGAACGCCUUCAUUGGCGUUUCCCUGCGUACAGACCGUACGAACCUGCCACUAACCGCAACAGCAAUAUACUGUAGUCUCGCCACUCGGGUAGGCCUAGCCGCGUAUCCAUGCAGUUUUCCGUAUCAUGUCUUGGCGAUAGUACGCAACGAGGAUGGAAACUACAUUUAUCUGGACCCCUUCCGCGGAGAAGGCAGUGACCUCCCUGUUCAGGGCCUAGAACAUCAGCUGAGCGAGUUGGGAGUUGGAGCCACAAAGGAUGAAUUCCUAUGUCCAUCGCCAACCACCGACAUUGUCCUACGUACCUCACGCAAUAUACUAGAGUCUCUCCGACGUGCUCCGGGGCCACCCGAUAUCCAGCAGGAAGCUGUCGAAAUUGACCGUCAUUCAGCUCUAUAUGCGGCCCUAACAGCGUCAGCGCUAUUGGGGCCGCGGAUCACGCUGAAUGUGGUACAGCAUAUGGCAAGACGCAUCCAGGACGAGUAUUCCAUGGACGUCCAGUUUUUCGAGGAGGACAUAGUCCCCAAGCUGGAGGACCGGAAUGCGCGGGAACUCCUGUUAGAGAAGUGCGGAGAGCUGCGGGCAGAGGAUUCUGCUCAAAGACCCGUUUCCCGGAGAGAGAACUCGGAUGGGAAUGACGUUAGGUACCGUGUCGGAACUGUCUUCGUUCAUAAACGAUAUCCAUUUCAAGGGGUAGUGUUUGGCUGGUCACGAACGUGCGCUCCAAGAGAGGGAGAGGAGUGGAUGCAGACUAUGGGUGUUGACACUUUGAGCAGAGGACGGCACCAACCAUUCUACCUUGCGUUAGUGAUGGACGGCAGCGUACGCUACGUAGCAGAAGAGAACAUCGUCGUUUCCCAAACGGACCCGGUCGAGUCUCUGAAAAAGCUGGCGGGCAAGUACUUUAAGAGAUAUUCCAGGGCGGAGAGAAUGUUUAUUUCCAACAUCCGCGACGAGUAUCCCGACGAUUAAAAAAGUUGAAGCCCCUAUUUUCCCAUCGCCUCUUUCUACUUUUCUUUUCCUUGUCAAGAUGCAUAUUUCGAGGGAGGGGGCACGUCUAAACAUCUAUUGCUCCCCUCCUUCCCACUUUUCUCGUCUCAAAUGCCGCAUUUUCACGGUUGCAUAUUAUCAUUUGUUUGGCGCAUCGAUGGAGUUUUCCCCUUCUCCCUGUUCUUCUCUCAAUAUUAUCACCUACAUUAAUCAAGACCCCGGCCACCAUGAUGUCACGUUAA